AUGUCGACGGCGAGUCGUCGGCGUAAUGGCUCGCAGGCUUCCUGUGAGCGCUGUCGGAAGGCCAAAAUUCGUUGUGACCAUCAGAGACCCAUCUGUGGCCCCUGCCAACGUCGUGGGCUUGAGUUGCAAUGCUGGUACCAUCCCGCGCCACUUACAAAACAACGAAGGCCGCAACGAUCCGAUUCACCAAUCCUUGUCCAACCGAGCUCUAUUGAACGAAAUGAAGUUACGGCUAGUGCUGUAGAGAAUUCUUCAACUGAGCGACUGCCGAAAUUUCAUACUUGGCCCUUCAUGUUGAAUGACCCACACGGCACAUCAAGAGCUCUUAUACAUGAGACUUACCAUCAGAAGGCUUACCAAGAACACUUGGCUGCCGCAAAGGAUAUUGUGUCUCAAUUGAAAUUCCUAACACACAUAGAAAGGCUUGUCAAUCAAUAUCUUUCCUUUAACCAAGUCGCACUCUUACCAAGGCCAAUUAUCUCCCAACUCGUCAAAUCUAUCCGAGAUAGUUCGGCAACCUCGGACUACAUCGGAGAUAGUCCGACGGGUUCCACCCCUGAUAUUUUAAAGCUUGCUAAAGACCUACUACGUUCAUCGUCGACUGAAGUCAAUGUCACAGGAUCCUUAGACGUUAAUGGCUUUUGCGAAUUGUUCUGCGGAGCGAAUCUACGAAUAGAGACGCUGGGUCUUCUAUAUACAACCGCAGCGCGCUCUUACUUUUGUGGUAUGGACCGUGAUGGGAAGGGAUGUGACGGCUUCAUUGAGGAGAUAAUUAGGUGCGGUAGCUUAUGCUUACGGCUUGCCCGCGAACUUUCAUCGCAAUCGAACGAUCUUAUAAUAUGGCUCGCUCACGAGAACCUACAACUUACAACCCUUAUUGAAGGAGACGCAAGUCUUGGAGUUUGGAGACGAGCAGGCGACCUAGCUACCGAUAUCUUUGCCUUGAGUCUACAUCGCGAAGCAGCAUAUUCCCCUGAAAAAGUGCCAUUCUUUCUUGCCGAGUCCCGAAGGAAGACUUUUGCCACCGUAUAUCAUAUCGAUAAAAUAUUUGCGGCAGUUUUCUAUCGACCACCCCGAAUACCUGCGCGGUAUGCGGAUUGUAAGGCACCUCUCGACUUAUCAGAGGACGAACUCUUCGCCACCGUCCCAGAGAUACUGGAGCAGGCACGAAAGAACCUCUCACCAGAUGGGUGGAACAUACAGGGAGGUCACAGGCCAACUACAUGGGCUCGAAUACGCUACAUUCUAGCAGGGUUCCGCGAAGAAACUGUUGAGCUCCAAUUUAGGUCGGAACAAUCCAACAACGAUGCUGAGAUAAGGAACCUACUGAGUCAAUUUCAACUUACCUGGAAAUCCCUACCCAGCCAUUUUCAAUAUAACCCGGACUGUUGGACAUCGGAUCUAUCAACUGGAAUCUGCGUUAUGCUGGCAAAGGUAUAUCUCGCAUACCUCCACAUUAAUUUUCAACUUUAUCGGCUACUCGAAAAGGAUCGCUUAAGCCCCCGACCGGAAAUAAUUGAAGUGUCGGCACGUAUGCUCGAAGCGGUCGUGCAAAUAGCAAACGCUCGGAGCAGAGCGUUCUUUCUCCCCCGCGACCUCCCUACAAUUAUCCUAUCCUAUGGUCUACCAUCGUCUGCGAUCCUUACUACAGUACUACAGGACAUGACAAAAACCUUCCCACCUAACAUAAACCGGUCGCUUUUAAUACGAAACCUUUCGGUACUUGUUCAUCAGCUAGAGAGUGUAUCUAGUCCUGGAGAAACGAACCAUAUGUUCUGUACACAGGCUGCAAGAAUUAUCUCGCACAAACUAGAUCAGAUCCUGGAUAACUUAACUACAUCGGCUACUACAACGCCUUCAAACACCGCGAUAGGCCUAGGAAGUCCCGCGUCAAUCCUGCAACAGACCCAAGCCAGUUCUUCUGCCGAAAGGUCAGGUGAUACUGAAAUUAUGAACAUGGAUAACUUUGAUAACCUCGACUUUGAGACUUGGGUGGCGGGGCUCGACAUAGAUAUCAGUAGUAACGAGUGGAUCACAUUAUGAAAGACGAUAUUUUACGAUGAUCGUGCGAAGCCGAAAAUUUCUCAAUCAAAAGGUUAAUGGAAUUGCGUUUGGCACCCUGGAAUGAAUUUUGAUGAUGGUAUAACAGAAGAUCUUAAAAGACGACUCCAUUAUGUCAUUGGCCCGUCCCUAGAACUUUAUCCCUUUCUACAUAAGUGCUAUUUGUGUUGUGGUUCCUCAAAUCGAUGCGGCCGAGAUAACUUCGAGAGUCGACGUGGCGAAGAGAGUUCGUACACAUAUCGGUUCGGGCCGAUCCAACGAUUCAUUCCUACCUAGGUACGAGAACCAUAUACGUAAUUGGGCUUACGCCCACUACAGUUAAAUAAAG
Molecule: messenger RNA, 2389 nt
Organism: Hypoxylon trugodes
Lineage: Eukaryota; Fungi; Ascomycota; Sordariomycetes; Xylariales; Hypoxylaceae
Exons: 4
Coding region: 1-2043 (680 amino acids)
Biological process (GO): DNA-templated transcription; regulation of DNA-templated transcription
Cellular component (GO): nucleus
Molecular function (GO): DNA-binding transcription factor activity, RNA polymerase II-specific; DNA binding; zinc ion binding
Source: RefSeq, a predicted model, not a curated record